This is a messenger RNA of Thlaspi arvense, 1262 nucleotides long. The record is from the annotation of a GenBank genome assembly. Lineage: Eukaryota; Viridiplantae; Streptophyta; Magnoliopsida; Brassicales; Brassicaceae.
GAGUCUCCACGAGAGUAUACUCGCUCUCCCUUAACAAAUAAAUCUUCAUCGUCUACCUUUCUGCAAUCUAAAUAGAGAAUCGAAGAGAAACGAAUGUUCAGGAUGAUCUCUUUUCUGUCUCAGUCUACGAGAAAUGCUUGUAGCUCUCUCUCUCUCUCGGCGAGGGCUAAUCGAUAUGUUGGUCGUUCUCUCUCUGUCUCACCGUUCGGCCAUGACUCUGUCUCCUCUUCUUCCACGGGAGGGGGAAUCGCUUGUCGUUAUCUUUCCGUCCAGGGCUACGGGCUACCGGAAUCGGGAAUCGGGAAUCGGGAAUGGAAUUCUGAACAGCAUUUUGUUCUUUUGCUGGAAAAGAAAAUUAGAGAUGUUGAAGGCCAAGCUGUAAAGUACGUGGUAAACCCAUCACGGAUACAUGCGAGCAUAUUCAAAUGCGGGAUCACAAGUGAUCAAGUUCUAUGCAAGCAACUAAGGUUGUAUGCAUCUUCAGGUCAUUUAUCGGCAACAGAACAAUUCUUCAAGGAAUGUUAUGAUGCAAACACAGCAGGUUUGGGUGUAUGGAAUGCAUACAUCUGUGGUAUGGCAACUCAUGGUUCAGGGAGAGAAGCACUACGUGCUUUUGAGAACAUGCCAAACACACUGUUGAAAACACGUGCCACGUACUGGAAUGCCUUAGUUGCGUGUUCUCAUCUUGGCGAGACAGGCUACGCACAUUACUUGCUUGGGAAGGUAUUCAAAUUACUAGCUAUGGAACCUACUAUUGAGCUCUUAGGAACGUAUGUUGAUUCCUUAGCAAGAAACUGGGAACUGGAAAAGGCUGUUUUAGUGGUAAAGUCGAUGGUUUACAAACUAAACAAGAAAAUCAUAGUCAGCAUACUUGGCCGCUACGAAAAUCAUGCCAAGCCCAUCGUGUUUGCUCAAGAGUUUGUGAGAUACCUUGAAGAAGAAGGAGUUACGUAUUAUAUUCCAAAAGCAACUUAUAGGAAACUUGUUGAUGAUGAAAGAAGAAGAGUUGGUGACUUGGUGUUGUCUGAUAUGUUGGAAGAUAUUGGUGAUCCAGCUCAUGUUGAAGAUGAUCUCUAGAGUGGCUUGUUUGUAGAGAUUCUUCCGGUUUUCAGAUGUUCUGGAUUUAGUUCGGUUUAAAUAAGGAGGUUUAAAAAUUGGAUUAAAUUGUAACCGGCUUGAUGUUCAUUUGGAUGAUACUCUAUUUCCGUUGGAUGUCAAUGUCAACGAUCUUGAAUUUGGCUCAAUAUUAGUCCCUUCCCGUA